AUCAUUAUGUGUUUUGGAAGAUGUGGACAGAAUUAUCAAGGAUCAAAAAAACGUUCUCGAGGAAAUAUAAUUUCGCAGAAUCAGAUGGGUUUUAGAUGAGGAAAUAGCUAGUUAUGUGAUUGGUAUAUAUUGCAAGGUAAUGAACGAAAAAGACUCCAUCAUGUAUGAAAUGGCAGAAAUUAGACCGAAUAAUUAAUUACAACCUGGUAAUUGGAUUGAGCUGUUACCUACUUCCGACAAUUUCUCCAAUCUAUUUGAAGGUCUACUUUAAGGAGUCGCAAAUACAACAAGAUGCAUGUGUGAUCUUGGCUAUAUUUUACGUCUCAAGAAAUCGACUAAAACAGGAUUGGUGGCAGGAAUAUGCCAAAAUUCAACAGAUUAAGGGAGCUCUUAACUGUCCAGAAGGGCUUAAAUAUGUGAAAAAAAUAAAAAUAGAAGAUUGGAGAUGCAAAAAUAUCCAUGUGGAUAAUUUUAUCUGGAAGCUUGGGGAGUCAAUGCCACGGAGUGUAAGUAUAAUUACAAGAACAAUUGAAGAGGAUGUGGAGUGUGAUUGUUGUAUUCUCGGCCAAAUUAUAGGGCUAUCGUAAAUUCCAGAAAUGCCACGCAGAUGACCAGCAAGUUCUAGUUGGCGGAUAAUAAUUAUCACACUAACGGGACUGGUGCUUCUUAACUCCUGGGAAAAAUAUCAAUAAUCGUAAGAAGGACAGCAUUCGGCACUUGACGAGAGCACAACAAAACAUCUUAACUAAAACAACAACCACACCAUCAAACACGC
Molecule: messenger RNA, 775 nt
Organism: Suhomyces tanzawaensis NRRL Y-17324
Lineage: Eukaryota; Fungi; Ascomycota; Pichiomycetes; Serinales; Debaryomycetaceae
Exons: 1
Coding region: 165-587 (140 amino acids)
Source: RefSeq, a predicted model, not a curated record